CUUUGUCAGCAAGCAUCCACUAUUAGUUACCACUCCCACCACCACUCUUCCUUUUUCCACCUUUAUAUUCCUUCUCCCAUUCCACUUACCCCAACGAAAAGAAAGGAAGAAAAACAAACCCAUCAGCAAAAAUGGCCGCAAAAACAACUCGCACCCUCCCCAUUCUACUACUCUCACUCCUACUACUCGCCUCCGGCGGCGCGUCAACCCCAAUCGACACCUUCCUCUUCGGCGGUUGCUCGCAGCUCAAGUACACCCCGGGUUCACCCUACGAGUCAAGCCUCAACUCGCUACUCACCUCGCUCGUCAACUCAGCCCCUUUCUCCCUCUACAACAACUUCACCUCCCAAUCCCUCCCUCCCUACUCCUCCUCCGCCGCCCCGACCCUCUACGGACUGUACCAGUGCCGCGGCGACCUCACGCCGCCCGACUGCCGCUCCUGCGUCGCCCGGGCCGUCACCCAGCUGGCCACCCUCUGCCCCGACGCCACCGGCGGCGCGUUGCAGCUGGACGCCUGCUUCGUCAGGUACGACAACGCCUCCUUCCUGGGCGUCCAGGACAAGAGCGUGGUGAUGAAGAAGUGCGGCGCGUCGCUCGGGUACGGCCCCGGCGCGUCGGCCAGGAGGGACGCCGUGCUGGACUACGUGGCGGGUAGCGGCGGGGGAGGAGCGUACUACAAGGCGUAUAGGGUGGGCGGGUCGGGUGAUGUGUACGCGGUGGCGCAGUGCGUGCAGGACUUGAGCGGGAGCCAGUGUCAGGAUUGUGUGGCGGAGGCGGUGGGGCUGCUCAAAUCCAACUGCGCCGCCGCCGCCUGGGGUGACGUUUUCUUGGGGAAGUGCUACGCGCGGUUCUCGGAAGGUGGGGCUCACUCGGGCUCCGGAGGCCACGGUUAGGUAACAAGGACGAGAAAGGUGAGAACAACGAUGACGAGAUCGAGAAGACGCUGGCGAUAUUAAUCGGUCUAAUUGCUGGGGUUGCCCUCCUCAUUGUCUUCCUUUCCUUCAUCGCAAAGCUCUGCGCAAAGGGCAAAGGUGGGAAAUAGCAGAAGAUGUACAAUCUAGGAGAUUGUGGUUGCCCAUUGAACUACUAGCUACUCUACUCUCUCUAUCUCUCUCUAUCUAUCUCAAUUAUGAUGAUGACAUGCCUUAGUUCCUCCGGCAAGGCAACUUGUUAGAGGCCUUUUGAUGGAGGUGCCGCAUUUGCUUCAACAAUUCCCUUGUUAGUUUGGGCACUACUACUGCCGGCCUGACCUCUAAUGUUGGCUUGGUUGGUAUGUAAGUUUCCUUUCACAUCAUAAUUAUUCAUGGAACAAGACUGGACAACAAACGGAUUCGAUAUUUGGACCGUGUACAUAUAUACAACUAUUUAUAUAUGUAUUAGGCUGGAACUGCGCUUUGCCGCGGGCUACUCAACCACUGUGUUGUCGUAGUUGACCCUCGAGAGUUAAUUCCUCUUUUGGUGAUUUAUUUAAGAUGAUAAUUGUUUACUUUUUUAUAGAAAAACGGGAACUGUUUAUUUGAUAUGUGUAUACCUAUCCAAACAUUUCGU
Molecule: messenger RNA, 1548 nt
Organism: Linum tenue
Lineage: Eukaryota; Viridiplantae; Streptophyta; Magnoliopsida; Malpighiales; Linaceae
Source: the annotation of a GenBank genome assembly